AUGUUCAAAAUAGCAGUUGAUUACGCGCGUCCGGGCUUUUUUUCGGGAUUCAGUGAAUGGUGCAACUAUUUACGUGAGAAAUGUAUGCAUUUAAACAAACCAGACUGUGUCAAUACCUACUACGAAAUUUAUCAUAUAAAUGCCAACAAGAAAUCUCAGAUGAACUAUUCGCCAAGUAAGGAUAUCAAAACUCUGUUUAGAGGUUACCAUACGAAAUGCUCGCUGGGACAAAUGUCCACUAAUACGUACGUAGCUUUUCCAUACACAUCCCUAAUUUUAGUAUGUUUAAUCGGAUUGCUUUUUGGAAUCUGCAUGGGUCUUAUCGUUUGGUAUGGUUCCAGAAUGCUUGUGAAAAAAUACAGAACAAACAAGAUUCGAAAAAAGAGAUGGGCAGAAGAAGUAGAGAAUUACCACGAAGUUGUUAGCGAAAUGAAGGAAAUUAUGAUUAAAAGGUUGUAA
Molecule: messenger RNA, 459 nt
Organism: Vavraia culicis subsp. floridensis
Lineage: Eukaryota; Fungi; Microsporidia; Pleistophoridae
Exons: 1
Coding region: 1-459 (152 amino acids)
Source: RefSeq, a predicted model, not a curated record